GACGCGGCGGGGCCUCUGGGCGCUGAAGCCCCGGGCACUGGUCGCGCUUCCUUUUCCUGGAAAAGCCCCGGCCGCCCCCGCCCUGCAGGGCGCCCCACCAGAGGGGUUCCCAGAGCUGAUCCCGCGCGGGUAACCACAGUCUGUCCUGGGACUCGCUGGACGCGGAGAACCGGCCCUGCGCUCCAGGACGGCUGGGACAGGAAAACGGGCGGCCCCAGGCCCCAGGCUGUGCAGCUGACCAGGCCACCACCCACCGCGCUGUCCUUCCUCAGACCCCUUUGUCUGGUCUAGGGAAGCUCCUCCGUGAGCCCCGCCAACUGGGGGAGGAGCCCGAGAAGACAUCAUUCCCAAACCAAAAUUAAACCACGGAGGGCACCAUGGUCUCUGGGUUGCCCACGGAUCACCCGUCAUUUGAUGUCAGGAGGCUUAUACUUUAGGACGGGAACAUAGAUGUUCCCCCUUCCUCAGAAGGAAUGCAGGGAGCCUGCCACCUGUCUGGGCUCGGCCUCCACCCAGGACAUGGGCCGAUACUGUCAGGGUGACGUGGAAGGAGAAUGCUCCAGAAGAGCAGAGCUGAAGCUGCCGGAGCUCUGUGGAGUUGGUGAUCCCAUCGCCAUGUUCUCCUCUGCCAGCUCCUGCCUGUCCUCCAGAGGCAGAGUCAUCAAAUGGUUCUGGGACUCGGCGGAGGAGGGCUAUUGGACCUACCACAGGGAUGAGUAUGACGAGGACAAGAACCCCAAUGGCGUCAUUAACUUGGGCACCAGUGAGAACAAACUCUGCUUUGACCUGCUGUCCAGGCGGCUGACUCAGAGUGACAUGCUGCGGGUGGAGCCGCCCCUGCUGCAGUACCCUGACUGGAGGGGGCACCUGUUCCUCCGGGAGGAAGUGGCUAAGUUCCUGUCUUACUACUGCAAGAGCCCAGCACCCCUCAAAGCAGAGAAUGUGAGUAGCCCCCUCCUCUGCUCGUUCCUGCCCUUUAGCUCUGCUCCCACUCUAGGCUGGCCAAGGGACACUCACUUCCCUGGGAGCCACCAGGGAUCAGCCCCAUCUAGUGGGUCUGCCUGGCCUUGGGGAGGAGCUGAGGUCUCUGCCUGUGGAUGGUUUCAGGGUGUCAAGGUCAAGGGCCUCAUCCUCAUCAACCCCCAGAAUCCUCUGGGGGACAUCUACUCCCCGGGAGAGCUGCAGGAGUUCCUGGGAUUUGCCAAGAGGCACUCGCUGCACGUGAUCGUGGAUGAAAUCUACAUGCUGUCCGUGUUCCAGGAGUCGCUCGAGUUCCGCAGCGUCCUGAGCCUGGAGAGGCUGCCUGACCCCCAGAGGACCCACGUACUGUGGGGCAUGAGCAAGGACUUCGGGAUGUCUGGGCUUCGCUUUGGCACGCUGUACACAGAAAACCAGGACAUCGCCACCGCUGUGGCUUCCCUCUGUCGAUAUCACGGCCUCAGUGGCCUGGUCCAGUACCAGGUGGCACAGCUGCUCCAGGACCAUGACUGGAUCAACCGCGUGUACCUGCCUGAAAACCUUGCCCGGCUCAAGGCUGCCCACACCUACGUCUCGGAGGAGCUCAGGGCCCUGGGGGUCCCCUUCCUGAGUCGUGGGGCAGGCUUCUUCAUCUGGGUUGACCUGAGGAAGUACCUGCGCAAGGCCACCUUUGAGGAGGAGAUGCUGCUGUGGCGCCGUUUUCUGGACAAUAAGGUGCUGCUGUUCUUUGGCAAGUUCUUUGAGUGUAAGGAGCCCGGCUGGUUCCGCGUGGUCUUCUCAGACAGGCUCCACCGGCUUCGCCUGGGGAUGCAGAGGGUCCGGCAGGUGCUUGAGAGCAACCCCAAGUGACAGAGGAAGCCCCUCUCUGGCAGGCCCGGGAGCCCAGGACCAGGGCAGAUGGGCUGCUCAGUGUCUGGUCAGCAGCCACUGCCUCCCACCUGGACCACCUGGAUCAGGGCUGCAAGACGGGCUGGACUUGCCCCGAGGACCUCUUUCCUGCCCGUCUGGGUGGCAGCAGGAGACUCCUUAAGCCGAGCUUCAUCUUGGCCAUUGCUGUCCCCUAUUAAAGAACCUGGGACCCCCUAGA
Ictidomys tridecemlineatus (thirteen-lined ground squirrel) is the source of this 2065-nucleotide messenger RNA. The record is from RefSeq and is a predicted model, not a curated record. Lineage: Eukaryota; Metazoa; Chordata; Mammalia; Rodentia; Sciuridae.